Neoarthrinium moseri is the source of this 576-nucleotide messenger RNA. RefSeq lists its product as uncharacterized. The record is from RefSeq and is a predicted model, not a curated record. NCBI's taxonomy places the organism in Eukaryota, Fungi, Ascomycota, Sordariomycetes, Amphisphaeriales, Apiosporaceae. The transcript has 2 exons. Bases 1 to 576 code for a protein of 191 amino acids.
AUGGCGAAAGCCCGCAUCGGCACCACGAUGAACUCGAUGCUCACGCCGCGUGCGGACGACGGCGACUUGUCGGGGGACGGCUUCGUGAAUGAGAACGGCAGAGAGGUGCCGUUCUGGUGGACAAAGGAGGGCGUCAUCAUCAAGUGGUCCAUCUUCUUCGGCCUGAUCGCCCUGUUCCUCCUGUACCUGAUCGGCGGCUACCUGCACGCGCGGCGCCGCAUGCGCAAGGGGCUGGCGCCGCUGCGCUACCACCGGUGCCUGGUGCCGCGCGCCCAGCUGGCCCGCGUCGACCCGGCCUACGCCUACCCGCAGAACCCGACGUACACCAGCUACGCGGCCGGGGGCCCGCCCCAGGGCGGCUACUACGGCAUGCAGCCCAUGCCCCCGCCCGUCUACGACCCCAACCGCCCGCCCAUGUACGACGUGCCGCCGCCCGGCGCCCCGCCCCAGGGCGGUUCCAAGCUCGACCCCGCCCAGGCCGGCGACUACGCCCCGCCGCCCGGCCCGCCGCCGCCGCCGGUCGCGGCGCAGCGCACGGGGAACUCCAACCCGUUUGCGGAUCCUGCCCGGCCUUGA